This is a messenger RNA of Impatiens glandulifera, 1527 nucleotides long. Its product is annotated as cytokinin dehydrogenase 1-like. The coding region runs from base 100 to 1527 and encodes 475 amino acids. Lineage: Eukaryota; Viridiplantae; Streptophyta; Magnoliopsida; Ericales; Balsaminaceae. Gene Ontology annotation, molecular function: cytokinin dehydrogenase activity; FAD binding. Gene Ontology annotation, biological process: cytokinin metabolic process. The transcript has 3 exons. The record is from RefSeq and is a predicted model, not a curated record.
UUCCCACUUUAAAUUCUCCACAAUCACCAUCACUUUCCAACACUCCACAUCCAUAAAAAAAACAUCUCUCUUUCAAGUUUCAUCUAUCUAGCUAGCUAUAUGAUGUGUUUCUCUCAUGAGUGUCGCUAUUUCAUCAAGAAAAUAGUAUCAGUACCAAAUCAUCAUACCAUGCUCAAACUCAACAACUUAACCCUUCUCAAGCUUCUCAUACUCUUACUCUUAACCUGCGUCACUGAUAAGAAUCAUCGCAUGUGUUCUAAUCAUUAUAAUAAUUUCCAUCUUUCACAUUAUUAUUAUACAAGCACCACCACCACCACCACAAGAUCAAGCUCUUCUUCGAUUCUAAAACUAGGCUUAAACGGGUAUAUUAAAACCCAAAACAUCGACUACGCAGCCAAAGAUUUUGGCCACAUAAAACAUUUUCCUCCCUCAGCCGUUUUGCAUCCAAGUUCGGUUUCGGAUAUUUCUUCGAUUAUAAAACAUGUCUAUGAAAUGGGUACUAAUUCAGAGCUAACGGUUGCAGUUAGAGGCCAUGGACAUUCACUUCAUGGUCAGGCUCAAGCUUAUAGAGGGAUAGUUAUAUUUAUGGAAUCACUUGGGGGGAGGGAAAGAAAAGAGGAAAUGCAUUUCAACAUUAGUUCUGAUCAUGAUAAGAUGAUGAUGAUGAUGUCUUACGUUGAUGUUUCAUCAGGAGAAUUAUGGAUAGAUGUACUACGUGAGAGUCUGAAACGUGGGUUUGCACCCAAAUCUUGGACUGACUAUCUUCAUCUUACUGUCGGAGGAACCUUGUCUAAUGCCGGAAUAAGCGGUCAAGCGUUUCGUCAUGGCCCGCAAAUAAGUAAUGUCUACCAGCUUGAGGUUGUCACAGGAAAAGGAGAAGUGGUUAUCUGUUCGGAAAACGAAAAGGCAGAUCUCUUCUUUGGUGUACUUGGAGGACUUGGUCAAUUUGGCAUCAUAACCCGAGCAAGAAUCUCACUUGAACCAGCCCCAAACAUGGUAAAAUGGAUUAGAAUUCUAUAUGAGGAUUUUUCCAUGUUUACAAAUGACCAAGAACAUCUGAUAUCUUCUGCAAAGACAUUCGAUUACAUAGAAGGAUUUGUAAUUAUCAACCGAACGGGUGUUCUUAAUAGCUGGAAAUCUUCCUCAUUUAAUCCUCAUCAUCCUCAAGAAGCAAGUGAAUUCGUUUCAGAAGGAAAAACCCUUUUCUGCAUAGAAGUAGCUAAAUACAUCUUCUUGAAUGAUGAAGAAGAUCAUGAUUUGGUAAUCAGAUUGCUGUUGAAAGAACUGAAUUACAUUAAAUCAACCCUUUUCUCAUCACAAGUCUCAUACAUAGAGUUUCUAGAUAGAGUUCAUGUCUCAGAAUUAAAGCUACAAGAGAAAGGUUUGUGGGAAAUUCCACAUCCAUGGUUGAAUCUUUUAAUUCCAAAGAGAAGUAUUCAUGUCUUUGCAAAAGGUGUUUUUGGAAACACUGUCAAAAAGAUGAACAAUGGUCCAAUACUCAUCUACCCUGUCAACAGAUCCAAGUAA